CCCUAGCAUUCCCGUAGCCAAAAUAUCCCCCAGCUCGACUCCUAUCCCGCUCACCAACGCUCCAUUACUACCAGUCCUCGCCAUGGCACUCGCGACGAAGACACAGUCGCAAAACAUCUUUACCAAGCUCAAGGCGAAGCCUGCAAAUAAGAUAUGUUUCGACUGCGGCGCAAAGAACCCGACAUGGAGUUCUGUACCCUUCGGUAUCUACCUAUGCCUCGACUGCUCUGCGAAUCAUCGUAACAUGGGCGUGCACAUCUCGUUUGUACGAUCCACGAACCUAGACAUAUGGCAAUGGGAUCAAUUGCGGAUCAUGAAAGUUGGCGGCAACGAGAGUGCAACGAAAUACUUCCAGUCACACGGCGGCUCUGCUGCGCUCGCAAGCAAGGAUCACAAGGCCAAAUACACAAGCAAUGCGGCCACCAAGUACAAGGAAGAAUUGACAAGGCGCUGCGCUGCGGAUGCUAGGCUCUAUCCUGACGAAGUCGUAAUAACAGACGCCACCGAUGCAACCGGCAGCGACAGCAACAAUACUCCAGCCGGCGAAGACGAUGACUUCUUCUCUUCAUGGGACAAACCCACCAUCAAACGCCCCUCGAACCCACCGUCACGCACCGGCACCCCGCGCGUUGGAUCGCCAUUCCUCAAGCCAGGUGCCAACGGUAACGGGACAGAUCGCCCGAAGUCGCCGCUCGUUGGAACCUCGGAAGCUAGUACACCUGCCGCCGUUACUGCGAAGCCUGCAGUAAGAAAGACCACCGCAGGGGCUGCGCCCAAGAAAAAUAUCCUAGGAGCGAAGAAGAAGGGUCUUGGCGCGAAGAAGGUGGUCGCCGAUGGCGGACUAGACUUUGAGGAAGCAGAGCGAAAGGCUCGCGAAGAAGCAGAACGUGUUGAGAAGUUGGGAUACGAUCCCGACGCUGAAGCUGCAGAAUUCGCCGCAAGCAAAUCCAAAGCUCCCGAACCCUCCGCCAUUGUCUCGCCAACGCCAGUCUCGCCUCCACGGGGUGGCUUCGGCUCCACAUCGAAGACCGAGCGCUCAAAUCAGGACAUGGAGAGGUUAGGCAUGGGUGUCACACGUCUUGGAUUCGGACAAGUAGGGGCAGCCAAGAAGCCCGCUACACAACAGAAGAAGAUGGGAGGCUUUGGCAGCGUGAGCAAGCCGUCCGAGGACGACGGUGAGAAAUAUGCGCGAGAGAAGUUUGGCAUGCAGAAGGGCAUCUCGAGUGAUGAGUUUUUUGGUCGCAAUGCAUUCGAUCCUUCGGCUUCUGCGGAAGCCAAGUCACGGUUAUCAGGUUUCGAAGGCGCGACAUCGAUCUCUUCGAAUGCCUACUUUGGACGCCCAGAGGAUGAUGUUGCGGAAGAGGAUUACGGUGAUCUAGAAGGCGCUGCUAAGGACUUUGUUCGCAAAUUCGGCAUCACUGCUGGUGAUGAUCUGGAGAACCUCUCGAGCAUGCUUGGUGAGGGUGCGACGAAGUUACAGGGUGCUAUUCGCAACUACCUCAACUCAUAGGAUGUAUGAGACGAAUUGCAUCGAGGCGUGCCGGCGAGAGUACGCAAGUUCCGAUCCGAAUAAUCGGCUUCGACAUGGCAAAGAAACGAUCAGCAACAUGGAAACGAGAAUGAGGAUGUCUUUGCAACGUUUGGCGCUUGCUAUACCUAUAAAGGGCCAGGGGCAACAUGAUGAGUGUGGAGUAUGGAUGGACCCGAUUGCAUUUCCGACGAUAUCAAUGGGUCGAGAUCCCAUAGUUCCAUAGAUAGACAGGGCCAUGAAACAAAUUCUUUAGCUUCAAACAGCAAUAGUCUUUCGGUCUCUCUUCUUGCUGUGUAGAAUAUGUGCCUCGGAGAAGAAAUCUUAUUCCUUCAGUCAACAAUCGUCUUUAAUCUGAGCUGAUCCUUUACCUCUCCCCUCU
This is a messenger RNA of Cucurbitaria berberidis CBS 394.84, 1910 nucleotides long. Its product is annotated as ArfGap-domain-containing protein. The record is from RefSeq and is a predicted model, not a curated record. Lineage: Eukaryota; Fungi; Ascomycota; Dothideomycetes; Pleosporales; Cucurbitariaceae. The transcript is spliced from 5 exons. Gene Ontology annotation, molecular function: GTPase activator activity. Gene Ontology annotation, biological process: COPI coating of Golgi vesicle. Bases 83 to 1510 code for a protein of 475 amino acids.